Varanus komodoensis (Komodo dragon) is the source of this 2506-nucleotide messenger RNA. It is a transcript of the gene LOXL1, whose product is annotated as lysyl oxidase like 1. Bases 456 to 2282 code for a protein of 608 amino acids. Gene Ontology annotation, molecular function: copper ion binding; protein-lysine 6-oxidase activity. The transcript has 7 exons. Gene Ontology annotation, biological process: peptidyl-lysine oxidation. The record is from RefSeq and is a predicted model, not a curated record. NCBI's taxonomy places the organism in Eukaryota, Metazoa, Chordata, Lepidosauria, Squamata, Varanidae.
AGAAUAAAACUGGGAGGCUUUUAGGACCCUGCAUGGCAAAGGCUCGCAGGAAGCCCUGAAACUUCCCAGCAUUUUUCAGAGCCUGAUGCUUAUUCAUUCAGAGCAGGAGCAAGGCUGUCCCAGGGAAUGGGGGCGAGCAAAGCAGCGAUGUGAAAGAAGCGAGAACGAGAAACUGUCCCGAGGAAAACAUUCGAGGUGCUUUGGGGUGCUUAAAAAAGGCUCCUUCCUUGCUCAUCCUUCUCAAGUCGGACAUGAAGCUUGCUGAGGACGCCCGGAGCAGCUUGAAAGAAGCCAGGAAUGGGCAGAGCUGAGCCUUGCUCACCUAAGGAAGAAGGGAAGGACGCACCGAGAGGGGGAGCACAGCCGGCCGCCGGAGAACCUCCGGGCUGCCCGCCUGCCGUUCCCCGCACCAGGCGCCUUCUGCUGGGGCCGAGCCCCUUGAUCUCGAGCCCACCAUGACACCGUGCGGGCCCUGCACUCUGUGGGCUUUGCUGCUCCUCAGCGCUCUCCUGCCGGUCCACGGGCAGUACCCCCAGGGCAGCGACGCGGAGGGUGGGCGCUGGAGGCAGAUGAUCCAGUGGGAGAACAACGGCAGGCUGUACAGCCUCCUGAACUCGGGCUCGGAGUACGUGCCGGCCGCCCCGGUGAGGGCGGACAGCGCCAGGGUCAUGCUGGCCGACGCCGCCCCGGGCCAGGGCAGGAGGGUCCCGGGGAACAUGCGGCGGCAGGCGCCCACCUUGCCGGCCAGGGCGGGCUCCGACACCAUCCGCGGGCAGACCCGGCACCCCUUCGGCUUCGGCCAGGUCCCGGACAACUGGAGGGACGGCGCCACCGGCCACGGGAGCGCCACCGCCGCGCGGUCUCGGACGCCCACGGCCCGGCAGCGGCAGCUCGGCGCGGCGUCGGCCGCCUCCUCCUCCUUCUCGCAUGCUUCCUUUGGGCAGCUCUACCCCCCGGCCUCUUACCCGCAGCCCCCGUUUGCCAACCAGUACGAGACCUACGACCCGCAGGUGCCCCGCGCCUACGACGAGAGCUACACCUACUACCGCACGGCCGGGGCCGGCGGGGGCGCAGUGGCGGCCGCCGCAGCCAGCGCGGGAGUCGUCUACCCUUUCCAGCCCAGGGUGAGGUACGAAGAGUACACCGAGGAGCAGAGCCCGCACCGGGCACAGGGGUACUACCCCGCCCAGGAGACCCCCUACCUGCCUGCCUCCCCACAGUUCCCGCCCGCAGACGGCCUGGACCGCAGGUACUCCCACAGCCUCUACCAUGACACUGGAACGAACUACGACCCCAGCGUCCAGGACCCCUACGCGUCCAGCCAGAGCCAGCAGCCCAUGGGCCAGGGGGUCCCCAUGGCAGACAACCUGCACCUCAGCCCAGGGACUCCUGUGGCCGCCGGCACCGGGUACGGGAACGAGCCGUGGGCCGGGCAGCACCCUCCGUUCCAGGACCUUCCGGCCGAGCCCUACCUGCCUCCUCGCAGCGUGGAGCCGCAGCCGCCUUUCCGGCCCUUAGACCCCCAUGGGGUCCCCCGGCCCGAGCCUUACCUGCCCAUCCGGAACGCCGAGCCCGCCCAGCUCAUUCCAGAAAGCCAAGGCGCCAACCAAGCCCGGGUGAGCGUGGGCAGCAUCUACAGACCCCAUGAGAACGGGGGGGGCCUCCCGGACCUCGUGCCUGAUCCAAACUACGUCCAGGCUUCCACGUACGUCCAAAGGGCUCACCUCUACUCCCUCCGUUGCGCCGCAGAGGAAAAGUGUCUCGCAAGCACUGCCUACACCGCCGAAGCCACAGACUACGACGUGCGGGUCCUGCUGCGCUUCCCGCAGCGGGUGAAGAACCAGGGCACGGCCGACUUCCUGCCCAACCGGGCUCGCCACACCUGGGAGUGGCACAGCUGCCACCAGCAUUACCACAGCAUGGACGAAUUCAGCCACUACGACCUGCUCGACGCGGCCACGGGCAAGAAGGUGGCAGAGGGACACAAGGCGAGCUUCUGCCUGGAGGACACCACCUGCGACUUCGGGAACCUGAAGCGCUACGCCUGCACGUCGCACACACAGGGGCUCAGUCCUGGAUGCUACGACACAUACAACGCUGACAUCGAUUGCCAGUGGAUCGAUAUCACAGAUGUGCAGCCCGGGAACUAUAUCUUAAAGGUCCAGGUGAACCCCAAGUAUAUCGUGAUGGAGUCUGACUUCACCAACAACGUAGUGAGAUGCAACGUCCAUUACACUGGGCGCUAUGUCGCCACGACGAACUGCAAAAUCUCCCAGUCCUGAUCCCCACCCGGUUGGUAGAAGCCUCCCCAUUUCUUUUAUCCUGACCCCCUCCCCCCACCCCCCAUCCAAAUGUCUCUCAGACUGGUAGCAUGUGAAGAGGAAGAGGUGUGCAAGCAUCCGGCAACCCACAUGAGACCGGGAAAACAUUCCAUGGCUUUGUUUGGGGAACACAAGUUAAAUGAGCGUUGCCACUUUAAAUACUUUUAUAAAUACUUUGUUUUUCA